This is a messenger RNA of Entelurus aequoreus (snake pipefish), 2868 nucleotides long. Its product is annotated as heme oxygenase-like. The record is from RefSeq and is a predicted model, not a curated record. The coding region runs from base 94 to 882 and encodes 262 amino acids. The transcript is spliced from 6 exons. Gene Ontology annotation, molecular function: heme binding; heme oxygenase (decyclizing) activity. Gene Ontology annotation, biological process: heme catabolic process; response to oxidative stress; heme oxidation. NCBI's taxonomy places the organism in Eukaryota, Metazoa, Chordata, Actinopteri, Syngnathiformes, Syngnathidae.
GUAUAAAAAGCAGGGCGGACUGGCCCAGACCCUGCACAACAUCCACACAGAGAGAAUCACCGCAAGUCACUUUGGAGAAGCUCACACCCCACGAUGGACGCACAGAAGACGCACACAGCAGAAAUGGAUCUGUCGGAGCAGAUCAAGAAGGUGACGAUGGAAAGUCACAUGAGGGCCGAGAACACAGAACUCAUGCUGAGCUUCCAGAAGGGACAAGUCAGCAUGCAACAAUACAAACUGCUCCUCAGCUCCCUCCAUGAGAUCUACCAGACGUUGGAAGAAGAGAUGGACAGGAACUGCAAGCAUCCCGCUGUGGAGCCCAUCUACUUCCCUGCAGAGCUGGCCCGGCUGGACUCGGUCCAGAAAGACCUGGAGUUCUUCUACGGUCCAGGCUGGAAGGACAAAAUGCUGGUGCCCGCGGAAACAAGGAGAUACUGUGACAGGCUGCGACAGAUCGGGAAAGAAAACCCGGAGUACCUGGUGGCUCACGCCUACACCCGUUACCUAGGCGACCUCUCCGGAGGACAAGUCCUGGGCCGCGUCGCCCAGAAGUCCAUGGGCCUGAAGAGCGGCGAGGGUCUGUCGUUCUUCGCCUUUCCCGGCGUCUCCAGUCCCAACUUGUUCAAGCAGCUCUACAGGGGCCGCAUGAACGUGCUGGAGCUGAGCCAGGAGCAGAGGGCCGGCGUGCUGGAGGAAGCUGUGAGGGCCUUUGAACACAACAUCCAGGUGUUUGAGGGCGUGCAGAAGAUGCUGAGCGUGCUUGAAGAGCGGCAGCCAACUUCCAAAGUCUUUUUAAAUCGAAUUGUGGCUCUUCCGACGCUCCUCAGGAUGGCGCUGGGGAUGUUCGUGGCCGUUGUCACCAUGGGAAUCUGGAUGCUUUAAAACGCACCUUUUUUUCAAUGCGUCCUCAUUUUAUGGACUUUUGCUUUCUUUUUUUCUGGGGGACUAAAAAUCUAUUUCUUUUGUCUUCAAACGGGACUGAAGUUUGCUGAGCAGGUUUAAAAAACAAACAAACAUGUUUUUUCUUUAUUUUUCUCAACCUGCUGCACCUCACCCUUGAGGGGUUGGAGUGGAGUGAACGCACCAAAAAAAACAUCAGUUUUUGAGACAACGGGCGGUUCCCAGCCAAAUGGAAGGUCUGUAGUUUGCAUGCCAGGCCAGUAGUUGGCGAUGUCACCGAUGUGACGACUUUGCACUUUGCAAGAAAACGCUAAAACAGCACAGCUGUGGUUUCAACGCUUUGUGCGUUCUACCAAGUGUUUUUAGCAGUUAAACAGAAGAACAUCCUCCUUUGGAUCCUAAAAAUGCUAUUUUAAUGUAAACAAACACCAAAUUAAUAUUGUUUUGAUUUGUUUUCAGACAUAAACAGCAACGUAUAGGUUUUUUAUGCAGGGCCACACCUGGCUAAAUUGGGGCCCGAAGCAGAAUUGUAUUCAUCCCCACACUCAUCACAAUUUUUUUCUAAAUGUAUUUUAUUUCGUGUGAAAUGAUUUUUUAUUAGGGGUGCUGAAAAACAUUGAUUCAAAUUCAAAUUGCAAUUCUUAUUUGUUCCAAUUCUGAACCGAUUCAUAAUUUUAAUAGUUAUUAAUAAUAGUUAUUUUAAGAAUAUUUUUGAAUAUAUAAAUAUAUGUUUUUUUUUUUUACUAAAUUCAUUAUUAUUUCAAUGUUUUUAAAUCAAUGUAAUGUUUUUUUUAAUAUUUGAUUACAUUUUUUUUCAAUUAAGAUUCAAAAAUUUGAUUGCAAUAUUUUUUUAAGAAUCAUGUUAUUUAAAUUGUUUUGCAGAAUUCACAAUUUUUUGGUUUUUAAAUUAAUUUAAUGUUUGUGGGUUUUUUUAUAAUCAACUGCAUUUUUUUAAAUUAUAAUUUUAAGAAUCAAUCACAUUCUUUUAAGAAUCAGGGAUUUUUUAAGAAUUGUAAUUUUUUUUUUUUUUUACAGAAUUUAUAAUUGUUUGUUUUUAAAUCUAUAUAGUGUUUUUUUAUUUUUAGAAACAAUUACCUUUUUAAUGAUAAUUUUAAGAAUCGAUUGCAAACAUUCUUUUAAAUAUAUUUUUUAAUGAAUCAGUUUAUUUUUUUAAAAAAUUUACAGAAUAGUUUUUUUAUGUUUUCUAAUCAAUUUAAUAGUAUUCUUUAAACAAUAUAUACAGUAUACAUAAAACAUUUUUUCAAGAAUCUAUUUUUAAAUUAGUAUGCUUACUCUCUGCAAGUCAUACAUCGGCAGCAGGAAAGACUCUAACAUGUUUUGAAAAGGUUUAUUUAUAUACCAAAUAAUAUAUUUUGAGAAUCGUGUAAAAUCGAGAAUCAAUUUUGAAUCGUGAGUUGUUGUAAGAUUCACAUCCCUCAUUUUUGUAGCACAGUAUUUGACUUAAACUCAAAUUUUAUUUGAUGAACGUUUUGGACGAGAACAAAUUCAUGAGAAUUAAAUUGUUCAAUAUUUUUUUUGGACACAAAUUCCACAAUGAAUACAUGCAUUAGCAACACUUCCUGAUGAGGACAAUUACAAGGGAAAUAUGCAAUUAUAUGAAAACUAGAAAAAGGAAUAAUUUCUUUGUUUACACGACACAUUUAUUCAGAGAGAACACAUUUGUCUGUGUGGGUCUUUCACAUCUGGCACUUUUGUUGUUGUUGCACAGGUAAAGCAAACCAUGUAAAGAUCCGAAAGCACUUCUGAAUUUGAUCUCGGUUGAUUUUUAGAGUCUGCUGAGCACAAAAUACCGUUGACUUAUUAUGAAUCGUGCAGAAAGUUGUUUUUAUGUCUUACAUGAACAUGUAGCUUCAGUGUUAUUUUGUACAUAUCUGUCUCUGUACUUUUUGAUACCAAGUUGACCUUGUAAUAAAAGAAAGUUGAAAAGGCUGACUUCUGUUGGCUUCU